This is a messenger RNA of Dendronephthya gigantea, 1991 nucleotides long. Its product is annotated as bifunctional apoptosis regulator-like. Lineage: Eukaryota; Metazoa; Cnidaria; Anthozoa; Malacalcyonacea; Nephtheidae. Gene Ontology annotation, molecular function: ubiquitin protein ligase activity; protein binding. The transcript is spliced from 8 exons. The coding region runs from base 230 to 1636 and encodes 468 amino acids. The record is from RefSeq and is a predicted model, not a curated record. Gene Ontology annotation, cellular component: nucleus. Gene Ontology annotation, biological process: proteasome-mediated ubiquitin-dependent protein catabolic process.
UAUACCGUAUAUUGACUGGGGAACAUCCGUCUUCUUAUAAAAUACACUGGAAGAAGCUUUCGUUAUUGGUGUUUCUAUAUCCAAAUGUUACACUAAAUCAUUUGUUUUUAUGCUUCGUUUUCAUUUUAAUUAAGAGCGUAUUCAAGAAUACCUUUGUGGACUUUUUAGGUGUUUGGAUCAGACCAAAUCACUGGACCAAAUACGAAAACCAUUAACAAGUCAAAGGAGGAUGGUGAGUUUGGAAGAACUUGAAUGUGGCUGCUGCUAUGAAUUACUUCUUAACCCAACAACACUUACUUGUGGUCACAGUUUCUGUCGAUAUUGUUUGGCCAAAUGGUUUAAAACUUCCAAGAAAGCAGAAUGUCCAGAAUGUAGACAGACUUGGAUUGGAUUUCCCAGCGUCAAUGUUCACCUACGGAGCAUCAUUGAAAAGUCAUUCCCAGCUCAGGUGAACAUUCGAACGAGGUCGCAGACAAAUGUUGCAGAUUAUGAAGAUGUCUUAAAGGACUUUGAAGAACACGGGAAGGGUGAUGGUGGACGACGGAACGCACAGCUAUCCCAAGAACAACUUAAUGGUUUUAUUGGUGCAUUCAUUCUAGUGAUCAUUGCUCUUUUAAUCGUUUUAUUAAUUGUAGUAUUUUACUGGAUUAUUUUUACCGAAGCAAAGCCCGCCGAAGUCAUUUACUCCAAAUCAGCACAAAGUUGGACAGUGAGAGAGGUUGCGAGCUGGGCCCAGGGGUUUACUGACCAAUUGAGCUAUGAUUAUUCCGAACGUUUUUCUAAGGCCGGGAUCAAUGGAGAGCUAAUGCUUUCACUGAACGAAAAAGACCUCGCGAGUGAUCCGUUGAAUAUUCUCUCAUCCUUACAUCGAAAGAUCAUUAUGGCCGAAAUUGAUAAACUCAAUUUGGCCGGUGUAAAACAACCCAAGGAUAUCUGGGAAUACAAGGACGCGCAUAGAAUUUCGUCCAUCUUCCUGUUGUUCAUGCUCCAAGAUUUUCCACGGCUUACAAUCUUUUUACACCGUUUCAUGUGGCAUGAUACAGUGUUUAUGCCUUUCAUGCGGACUGUGGCUGCGAGACCACAAUGUGAACAGAAAGAAUUUCCCGACGAUUAUUUAUAUGAUGACAAUGAUGACUCUGAAGGCGAAUCAAAAUGUUCCUCACAGACAAUGAUACUGACGUCAAGGGAUAAAGUCUGGUUCUACAUAAAGGCGAUGUUUGUUCCAUACUAUCUCUUUUCUCAGUUUGCGUGGCACUUUACCGACGUUCAGUUCUUCACCAUGUGGAUUAUCAUAUCGCAUUGCAUCAUGUUGACGGUGCGUGAGGCGUUACUAUUAAAAAAAGCGAAUAUCAGUUUGAGGACAAUUUGGGGCGCAAUUAUCGACGCAACUAUAUCGUUCGCUGUCACCAGCUUAAUCUACAGUAUCGCCGUCUGGUUCAUUCCCGCGAUUAUCAUGGACUUCUGUUUCUUCGCUAAACUCUACUACGGGCCUCUGGACACGGCAGGGAGCAUUAGAAAUGGCCAUUUGAAAACGAACGCUAUCGGGAAAAUUCUUGACGUGAUUUUUGGUGCUAUCAAUAGUGUCGUUAGAUUCAUUGGAACAACAAUUAGAGAUAUCAGAGGCCGCCGUGUGUAAAUCACACAUUAUUAGGGCUUAAGGGGGUACACUAAUGAACUAAAAAGAACUGGAACGUUAUUUCCCGAUUAACAUGACUAAACUUUUUGAAGCCAAAUGCCACCUCCAGACACGCGUGUUCUACCUCUAGACACGCGUGUUUCCUUUAGACUUCGGGCGAAAACCCGAAUUACGAGAUUGGUUGACUAUUAAAAUGCGUUUUGUGUUACGUGAAAUGACUUCGCAUGACACUGCAUUUGGGAGAAAUAGUGUUGCAGUUCUUUUUAUUUUAGGGAGUAAGUACACUGUAUGUCGGCGGCCAUCAGCCUUCUGCCACUUGCCAUUGAUAUAAAUUCUUCCAUCUUUUCCCGGAUAA